UCUUCGUUUGUUCGCGUCUCGGCUGCAGGAACAAAGGGGUCCUGUAGUAAUACAAGCAUAGGUAUCACGGUCCUCCUAGCUAAUGUCUGCUAAAACGUAGGUAUUCUAUUAUUGCAGGUCGGUUGAAAUCGGUGGAAGUAGCGGGAGGCUUUUUUUUCUGUCACAUGGCCGCCGCCUUUUGGACCUUGAGAGUAAAUUAUCCACGGUAAACGCUGGAGCUUCCUCCAUCCUGCCGCUCCGGCUAGCAGCGAGGCUAGCUGGCAAGAAACACCGAGCCGAGGCGUUGAACGACGCCGACUUUUUCUGAACCUUUCUCUGCAGGCUGUUCGUCAAAAUCAUUCAAACUGUACUCUCCUAAGGAACCCCCCAACGGUGGCAGCUUUCCCCCCUUCCACCCAGGCGCUAUGCUGGACAGAGAUGUGGGGCCUACACCUAUGUACCCACCGUCAUACAUGGAGCCUGGAAUGGGGAGACCCACACCGUAUGGGAACCAGACAGAUUACCGGAUAUAUGAGCUAAACAAAAGAUUACAGAAUUGGACAGAGGACUGUGACAAUCUCUGGUGGGAUGCCUUCACUACAGAGUUUUUUGAGGAUGACGCCAUGCUCACAGUCACUUUCUGUCUGGAAGACGGCCCCAAACGAUAUACGAUCGGCAGGACGUUGAUUCCUCGAUACUUCAGAAGUAUUUUUGAGGGAGGUGCAACAGAGCUGUUCUAUGUUUUGAAGCAUCCAAAGGAGUCUUUUCACAGUAACUUUGUGUCUCUUGACUGUGACCAAUGCACCAUGGUGACUCAAAAUGGCAAACCCAUGUUUACACAGGUGUGUGUUGAGGGUCGCCUGUAUCUAGAAUUUAUGUUUGAUGACAUGAUGAGAAUCAAGACAUGGCACUUCAGCAUCAGGCAACACAGAGAAGUUUUGCCAAGGAGCAUUUUGGCUAUGCAUGAUCCUCAGAUGCUUGAUCAGCUAGCUAAAAACAUCACCAGGUGUGGGCUGUCCAACUCGACGCUCAACUACCUCCGUUUAUGUGUGAUAUUGGAGCCGAUGCAGGAGUUGAUGUCCAGACACAAGACUUACAGUUUGAGUCCAAGAGACUGUCUGAAAACCUGUCUUUUCCAGAAAUGGCAAAGGAUGGUAGCGCCUCCAGCUGAGCCAGCAAGACAAGCUCCAAACAAGCGGCGGAAAAGGAAAGUGUCCGGCGGAAGCAACGUGAGCUCCGGCGGAGGCGGCAAUAACAACAGCAACAGCAAAAAGAAGAGUCCGGCCAACAGUUUCUCACUCUCCAGCCAGGUACCUGAUGUGAUGAUGGUGGGAGAGCCCACACUGAUGGGAGGGGAGUUUGGUGACGAAGACGAGCGUCUGAUCACACGACUGGAGAACACGCAGUACGAUGGGGCGAAUGGCCUGGACGAUGAGGACAGUUUCAACAGCUCGCCUGCACUAGGGGCUCACUCGCCCUGGAACAGCAAAGCCCCCAGUCAGGAGGGCAAGAAUGACAACUCCCAGUCAUCCCAGUAGACUGCUGAAGUCUAAGCCAGAUGUAAAAAUUUUAAGUUUAAAAACUACUGGAACCUUGCCUCAGCCAUGACAAUAGCAGGAUGGUUGAGGGAGGGCUGCACCGAGCACUUCUAUUGAGUUGAUGUUUAAAACUGUACCAUUGCUGGGAAAGCAGAGUCAGUGAGAGAAAUUAAAGCUGGUGGACCGACGCUUGAAGCAAAACUGAAUCUCCUGCAGAUUGUUGCACAUAAUUAGUGGUGCUCAGCCUCGUCCCCUCCGUCGCGUUGGCUGUUGUCAGUCCUCUUAAAGGAAUGGUAACGGUGUUGUUCGCCUGCGCUUCCACUCUCACCACAAAGCUGAGCCAAUGUUGACGUGUCCCAUCAGAGUACUCACCGCUGCGGUCACGUCGGUGGGUUUUUGUUCCAACCUCGGGUCUCUCAGCUGUGCGUUUUUUUUUCCCUCCCCUUGAAGACGCACCUCAUUGUUUCUGUUGAUCUCACUGUCACUGAAAGAAAAAUGCUUAGCCUUAAUUUUACCUUAACCUGACCUUUUUGCAGGCUGUAAACAUCCAAGUAUGUGCACUUAAAGUGUCAAAAUUCAACGUUCAGUUUUUAAAAACUCAAUUAUUUGUUU
Xiphophorus maculatus (southern platyfish) is the source of this 2129-nucleotide messenger RNA. RefSeq names its product LIM domain-binding protein 1-A-like (gene ldb1a). Lineage: Eukaryota; Metazoa; Chordata; Actinopteri; Cyprinodontiformes; Poeciliidae. The record is from RefSeq and is a predicted model, not a curated record. Gene Ontology annotation, cellular component: nucleus; transcription regulator complex. The coding region runs from base 405 to 1517 and encodes 370 amino acids. Gene Ontology annotation, biological process: positive regulation of transcription by RNA polymerase II; nervous system development; negative regulation of transcription by RNA polymerase II. The transcript has 11 exons. Gene Ontology annotation, molecular function: LIM domain binding.